GGACCUCACCAAAGCAUCGAAAUCAUUUCACUGGUUUUUUACUACAAAACUCUCGGUCACUAUUUCGCAGUCACUCUCACCCAGAAUCCAUAGAUGGUAGCGAUUUUCACAUACGUUUUCGUUUCUCUUUUAACCCUUAUCUUCUUGUACAUUUUCAUGAAGAAGAGCAAGGGAGGAGGAGAAGAAGACCCCCAUGAUGAUCAUGGUCAUAAGAAUAGGGCGGCUCAGCUCCCUCCAGGCUCAUUUGGUUGGCCUUAUAUCGGUGAGACCCUUCAGCUCUAUUCUCAGGACCCAAACACUUUCUUCUCUUCCAGACAGAAAAGGUAUGGGAAAAUUUUUAAGACACAUAUACUUGGGAGUCCAUGUGUGAUGCUGGCGAGCCCGGAGGCUGCAAAGUUUGUAUUGGUCACUCAAGCUCACUUGUUCAAGCCCACCUAUCCCAAAAGCAAAGAGGCUCUGAUUGGUCCCUCCGCAUUAUUUUUCCACCAUGGAGAUUACCAUUUCAGACUGAGGAAGCUUGUUCAGCGAUCUCUCAGUCCUGAUGCUAUUCGGAAUUUGGUGCCCCAUAUCGACGCCACAGCUGCCUCUGUGACCUCGGAAUGGUGGGGCACCGGGAAAGUCAUCAACACCUUCCAUGAGAUGAAGAAGUUUUCUUUCGAAGUUGGUGUACUAGUAAUUUUUGGCCAAUUGGAGACCCGCUACAAAGAAGAACUGAGGAAAAACUAUAUGGCAGUGAACAAAGGCUACAAUUCAUUUCCCAUAAACAUUCCUGGAACGCCAUACAAAAAGGCUUUGUUGGCGAGGGAGAGGCUGAGGCACAUUAUCGGUGACAUUAUCCAUGAGAGAAAGGAGAAGAGGUUACCUGAAAAGGAUCUGUUGGGUUGUUUGCUGAGAUCAAUAAACGAAGGAGGGGAAGUUUUGAGUGAUGACCAAAUCGCAGACAACAUAAUAGGUGUUCUCUUUGCUGCUCAAGACACCACAGCCAGUGUCAUGACCUGGAUUUUCAAGUACCUCCAUGACGAACCAAAAAUCCUAGAAGCUGUUAAGGCCGAACAAAAUGCAAUUCGCCUAUCAAAUGAACAAGCAGGUAACCAACCAUUGAGUUGGGCAGACACCAGAAACAUGCCAAUUAGUUACAAGGUUGUGUUGGAGAGUUUGAGACUGUCAAGCAUUAUAUCAUUCCUUUUUAGAGAAGCUGUGGUUGAUGUGGAGUACAAAGGUUACUUGAUUCCAAAAGGUUGGAAGGUGAUGCCUUUGUUCAGGAACAUUCAUCAUAAUCCUGAAUUCUUCACCGACCCUCAGAAAUUCGAUCUUUCUAGAUUCGAGGUUGCACCAAAGCCAAAUACAUUUAUGCCAUUUGGCAGUGGAGUCCAUGCUUGUCCAGGAAACGAGCUUGCUAAGCUGGAAUUACUGAUCAUGAUCCACCAUUUAGUCACCAAUUUCAGGUGGGAAAUUGAGGGAUCCCAAAGCGGGACCGAGUAUAGUCCAUUUCCUGUACCUCUGAAUGGACUUCCGGUCAAACUUUGGAAAUUAGAAUAGGGCUAAGGGGAGCCAUACCCUCCCCAACUUAACCUCAUCUAGCUUUUUCUCACAUAUUCUAAGCUCUCUGUUUGCUCCCAUCCUAAUAUUGCUGGAGGUAGUAAGAUGCCCUUCAUUUCUUUCUUCCC
Messenger RNA from Fragaria vesca subsp. vesca, 1667 nucleotides. RefSeq names its product abscisic acid 8'-hydroxylase 3-like. The transcript is spliced from 9 exons. The record is from RefSeq and is a predicted model, not a curated record. Gene Ontology annotation, molecular function: heme binding; (+)-abscisic acid 8'-hydroxylase activity; iron ion binding. Lineage: Eukaryota; Viridiplantae; Streptophyta; Magnoliopsida; Rosales; Rosaceae. Bases 94 to 1539 code for a protein of 481 amino acids. Gene Ontology annotation, biological process: sterol metabolic process.